Molecule: messenger RNA, 985 nt
Organism: Colletotrichum acutatum
Lineage: Eukaryota; Fungi; Ascomycota; Sordariomycetes; Glomerellales; Glomerellaceae
Product: ribosomal protein L19
Exons: 2
Coding region: 86-745 (219 amino acids)
Biological process (GO): translation
Cellular component (GO): mitochondrial large ribosomal subunit; ribosome
Molecular function (GO): structural constituent of ribosome
Source: RefSeq, a predicted model, not a curated record
CCUUUAACCAAGCUCUGCAUGUCGUCGCUCGAUCAGACGUAGCUGCAUCGUCUCGUCCGUCCCACGACAAGACACCAUCACCACAAUGAACGCCACAAGUCUCUUGCGGCCGAUGGGCUGCCUGAAGACGGCCCUCCGCCAGACGCGGCACCAGAGACUCCUCGCCCGGUCCAUGGCCACCGCCGCCGCCCCUGAGCCACCAUCAUCCACACCCUCACUGGCGACGCCCUCAGUGAAGCCGUCCUACUACGGCCCCCGCAACAAGCCUACCUUCGCAGUCUACCCCCCCCUCCCCUCAAUCCGCCAAACAACCCACAAGAACCCGCUCCCCUCCCUCGACGCCGCCCAGCGCACAACCCUCGACCCGACCGGCGCCCGCACCCGCCUCUUCGACCCAGCCCGCCCCGACGCCGCAAAAGUAGGCGACGUCCUCAUGGUCACCACCAAAUCCGGCGAACCUUUUUCGGGCGUAUGCAUGUCCAUCCGCCGCCGCGGCGUCGACACGGGCAUCCUCCUCCGCGGCCAGCUCAUGAAGGUCGGCGUCGAGAUGUGGUAUAAAAUCUACUCCCCGACCGUCAUCGGCAUCGACAUUGUCUGGCGCCGCCCCAAGCGCGCGCGCCGCGCCCGCCUGACGUACCUGCGCAAGCCCAAGCACGACAUGGGCAACGUCGAUCACCUCGUCUUUGCUUGGAAGAAGGAGAGGUACGGCACGCGCAGCAAGGGCAGGGCUGGUUCGAGGUUCUAGAGGUGAUAGAGAGAGCGGGGAAGGGGGAGGAACGGUGUUAUUCGGACUUUUUGGUCGGGAAGACAACAGACCAAUUACUGAGAUUGGAAGGACGUGUUGGAUGCGGGAGUGAGGCUUGUACGUUGGUGGAAUGUACGCUUAGAGAAAAAACGGGCGAGCUGUACAACGUUGGCCUGUGUAGAGUCAUGUACAUGAACACAAUCACAUUAAAUACAAGAGGCGGUGAUGGCCAUCAGCAAA